UGGUUGUCGCGGAAGCAAAGUAGGCGCUCGCGCCCGCACUUAGGACUCCCGGCCGAACUCCCGUUAUAAUGAACACCACUUGUUGUCUGCGCGGGCAGUGCGCCGACCGCACGCCCUUCUUCUAACGCGAAUGUAUUAUUUUCACAUUCGGACAAAAUUUUGCAUAUAAGUGUGCCGCAGUAUUCAAAUUAUUUUAAUUUUAUAGUGAUAAUAUAUUUAUUAUUUACAAAAUGUGUCUUAAAAGUAUAAUAAUCUAUUUUUAUUUGGCGACAAUAGCUGUCUGCGUGGUGGGAGACUGUGGGCCAAAAUUAAAGUAUGCGUGGGGAGAUGCACUCCAAGGAAUAGAUUGUCCAGGUCCUGACGGCACACCAUAUCCCAGACAUCUUGUGAAUCGAGCGUUGAAGUCAACAUGGGGUCAGAGUCGACAAGGCAGAAUGGCGCGGGUCCUCGACCCUUCGGUAAUGCGACGGGCGCUUCUUGACGCACACGCCGGCUACACUGAGGGUGCCGUUAAAGCUUCGAGCGGAAAUAGAAGUGCAAGGGCGACAAAUCUACCCGGCCUCACUCCGGGUAACACCAAUACAUGCGGAGGAUCACGCCUGUGUCGGACGCGGUACAACACGACUGCACCAAUGUAUGGUGUCUCGCUAACAUCGGGACAGCCGGUGACAAUCGUUCAGAAAUUCCCGGAUCUUUUACAACAAGUUGUUUUUGAAGUUUGCGAAUCUAGCGAAUGUUCCGUUGUCCGUGGAUCGUGUACACAAACCUAUGUACCAUAUUUAUUCCUGGUCCUACCCCUGGGACCAGUCACGUUAACAGGACAAGAUUAUGUAUUAGUUGAAUCGGGAUGCGUUUGUAGACCAGAUCCUAUGCAGUAGGACAUUUCCUAGACUAAGACUGUAUAGUGAAUAUAGUGCUCAAAAUAUUAUUUAAUUUAUUAGAAAAUUCUUAAAUGUGAUUCCAAUUUAAUUUGAAGACAGAAUAUAUCUUUAUUGUUUUGUCUUUGAGUAUUUGUUUCCAUUGAUUUAAUUUAAAAAAAUACGGAAAAUAAAUAUGGUGUUGCAAACUAUGAUGCAAAGGCUAUGUUGCAUUGCUUUGCAUUGCCCAGUGUUGCCUGUCGCUAAGUAGAGUUGACAAGUCUAAUUUAAAUUGUAAAUUAUAUAUCUAGGAUAAUCAAAAAUAGAAAAAUUAUAUCUUUUACGAUUUUUUUUUCUAAUUUAAUAUUCAACGUAAUUUAUUAAAGAGUAUUUAA
This is a messenger RNA of Nymphalis io (European peacock), 1252 nucleotides long. RefSeq lists its product as uncharacterized. Lineage: Eukaryota; Metazoa; Arthropoda; Insecta; Lepidoptera; Nymphalidae. The record is from RefSeq and is a predicted model, not a curated record. The transcript is spliced from 5 exons. The coding region runs from base 231 to 878 and encodes 215 amino acids.